This is a messenger RNA of Pistacia vera, 1224 nucleotides long. Its product is annotated as G-type lectin S-receptor-like serine/threonine-protein kinase B120. The transcript is spliced from 7 exons. Gene Ontology annotation, molecular function: ATP binding; protein kinase activity. NCBI's taxonomy places the organism in Eukaryota, Viridiplantae, Streptophyta, Magnoliopsida, Sapindales, Anacardiaceae. Gene Ontology annotation, biological process: protein phosphorylation. The record is from RefSeq and is a predicted model, not a curated record. Bases 1 to 1224 code for a protein of 407 amino acids.
AUGAUUUCACGAUUGGCUGCUGCAGUUCCUGAGAUAUUGAAAUGGACGGGGAUCUCACUUGCUAUAGUGGCUGGAUUAAUAGUUAUACUCGUCUUGGGUAUCUUUUUCUUCAUUAGAUGGAGAACAUUUCGACUAGAAGCAAAGUUUAUGUUUGACUUAAUGAGUGAAGCAAAGGAGCUUGAGAUCGAUGGAAAGAAAGGCGCCAAUUUGAAAGUAUAUAAAGUGUCAUCCAUUAUGCUAGCUACAGAUAAUUUCUCAUCUGAAACUAAACUUGGAGAGGGUGGUUUUGGACCUGUUUACAAGGGUUUGUUGCCUGACGGGCAAGAGGUAGCAAUAAAGAGGCUAUCAGGAAGAUCCAAACAAGGACUAGUGGAGUUCAAGAAUGAGCUUAUAAUAGUAGCUAAAUUACAACACACCAAUAUGGUGCGGCUCUUGGGUUUCUGCAUUCAAGGGCAAGAGAAAAUAUUGGUCUACGAAUACAUGCCAAAUAAAAGCUUGGACACAUAUAUUUUUGAUGAAUCUAAAAGGAAGUUGUUUGAUUGGAACAAAUAUUUUAACAUCAUUGAAGAAAUAGCUCAAGGACUACUUUAUCUAUAUAAGUAUUCAAGACUAAGAAUAAUUCAUAGAGACUUGAAAGCCAGCAAUAUAUUACUUGACAAAAAUAUGAAUCCCAAGAUAUCUGAUUUUGGUAUGGCAAAAGUGUUUAUCACAACUCACUCUGAAGCAAAUACGAAUAGAGUUGUGGGCACACGUGGUUAUAUGGCUCCUGAAUACACUAUAGGUGGCAUCUUCUCUGAGAAAUCUGAUGUAUUCAGUUUCGGAGUUUUAGUUUUGGAGAUCAUAAGUGGUAUGAGGUGUAACAAUAAUAUCUUUUAUGAUGGUCAACCUCUCAACCUUGUUGGAUUUGCAUGGCAGUUGUGGAAGGAAGGUGUAGCCAUAAAACUAAUGAAUCCAACACUACAUGAUUCAUGUUGUGAAGAGCAAGUUUUGAAAUGCAUUAACUUGGCUUUGCUUUGUGUUGAACACAAUCCAAUGGACAGACCUAAUUUUUUGGUUGUUAUUUCUUUGUUAUUAACAAGUGAAGGUGUAAAAUUACCAGUGCCAAAACAGCCUGCAUUUUCCAUUGAAAGAAAGAUUGUUGCAGACAAUGCACUGAAGGCUGAAGCAGGCAUAAUAUUGAUAUGGGAAGUUGCAGAAGCAAUUAAUGCCGAUGGAAGAAAGUGA